AUGUUGCUCCCAGCCCCCGCGUGCCACCUCCCGGGACUUCUGCUGCUGCUCUGGCCGCUGCUGCUGUUGCUGCCCGCCGCCGCUCCUGGACCUUUGGCCCACGCGAGUGUCCGCCGACUGGGGACACGUUUCCCCGUGGGCAGCCCGGGGCAUCUCCCUGCUCUGGCGACUCCCACCAGAGAACCUUAUUCUGGGGCCCGCGGUGCAGGUGUUUGCAAGAGCAGGCCUUUGGACUUGGUGUUUAUCAUCGAUAGUUCUCGUAGUGUCCGGCCUCUGGAAUUCACCAAAGUGAAGACCUUUGUGGCCCGCAUCAUUGACACCCUGGACAUCGGGGCAGCUGAUACGAGGGUGGCUGUGGUGAAUUAUGCCAGCACUGUGAAGAUAGAGUUCCAGCUCAACACCUACUCAAACAAGCAGGCCCUGAAACAGGCUGUGGCCCGGAUCACACCCUUGUCAACAGGCACUAUGUCAGGGCUGGCUAUCCAGACAGCGAUGGAGGAAGCCUUCACUGUGGAGGCAGGAGCUCGGGGGCCCAUGUCUAACAUCCCCAAGGUAGCUAUCAUUGUGACCGAUGGGAGGCCCCAGGACCAGGUGAAUGAGGUGGCUGCCAGGGCCCGGGCAUCUGGUAUUGAACUGUAUGCUGUGGGUGUGGACAGGGCAGAUAUGGAGUCCCUCAAGAUGAUGGCUAGCAAGCCCCUGGAAGAUCAUGUGUUCUAUGUGGAGACCUACGGAGUCAUCGAGAAGCUUUCCGCUAGAUUCCAGGAGACUUUCUGUGCUCUGGACCCGUGUGUGCUUGGCACACACCAGUGUCAGCAUGUGUGCAUCAGUGAUGGUGACGGCAGGCACCAUUGUGAGUGCAGCCAAGGGUACACCUUGAACGCCGACCGGAAAACAUGUUCAGCUAUCGAUAAGUGUGCCCUCAACACUCACAGAUGCGAACAGAUCUGUGUGAACGACAGAAACGGCUCCUACCACUGUGAGUGCUAUGAAGGUUACACCUUGAAUGCAGACAGAGCCACGUGUGCAGCUCAGGAUAAAUGUGCUUUGGGUACACACGGCUGCCAGCACAUUUGUGUGAACGAUGGAGCCGGGUCCCAUCACUGUGAAUGCUUUGAGGGCUACGCUCUGAAUGCAGAUAAGAAAACAUGUUCAGUCCGAGACAAGUGUGCACUGGGCACUCAUGGCUGCCAGCACAUCUGUGUGAGCGAUGGAACGGCAUCCUACCACUGUGAUUGUUUCCCUGGCUACACCUUGAAUGACGACAAGAAGACGUGCUCAGACAUUGAGGAAGCACGAAGCCUCAUUUCCAUAGAAGACGCUUGUGGCUGUGAAGCCACUCUGGCAUUCCAGGAGAAGGUCAGCUCCCAUCUCCAGAAGCUGAACACCAAACUUGACAACAUUUUGAAGAAUUUGCAAGUUAACUGA
Microtus ochrogaster (prairie vole) is the source of this 1425-nucleotide messenger RNA. RefSeq names its product matrilin 3 (gene Matn3). The record is from RefSeq and is a predicted model, not a curated record. Gene Ontology annotation, molecular function: calcium ion binding. NCBI's taxonomy places the organism in Eukaryota, Metazoa, Chordata, Mammalia, Rodentia, Cricetidae.